Molecule: messenger RNA, 1285 nt
Organism: Pseudo-nitzschia multistriata
Lineage: Eukaryota; Bacillariophyta; Bacillariophyceae; Bacillariales; Bacillariaceae
Source: the annotation of a GenBank genome assembly
AACUUCAUCUACUGGUAGUUCACCCCAAGCGCCACCUCCACCCCCGCCCAUGAAACGUACUUCACGACGGCAACCCCACCUGCCUGGUCGCGAUGAGCGUCCGGCAGAGGGUCUUUAUCCAUCGAGAUCCAUGAUAYCACACAACAAUUAUCAUAUGAGCUCUAGUGCUGCGGUCGCUAGUGCAGACACAACCGCUGCGGGUGCCAUUUCUGCUGCUCUCCACGCCGGGAAUCAAUCUUCUGCUGCCGAGAAAAAGAAGCUCAAGCCAGUAACAACAAAGAAAAUCAUCCACACCAAACAUAAAAUAACGACGACGAGGAUGGGUUUUACAGAUGCCGAAAGCAUUGCGAACGAAAAUUCAGAAAAGAAUCAGAAGAAGGGUCGUUCACGAAAACCCCGUCGGAUCAUUCCGAACGAGAAGGAGUACAUCCCAGAAGACGAGCAGCCAACCGCGAGAGACAUUGUUGGAGGUCGAGGGGGUGAGUGAGAUACCUUCUCUGUUUGUCUUCUCUCCUCUGCUGUUCAUUAUCUUUCCUCUUGGUUUUUAUUGUAGGAAUCGUUUCUUCGUUGUGACCACUGCGUAUGAUUGUUUCUUCCGUUCAUUACUAAAGAAAUGUGCUUGCCUUGACACUUGAUCAACAACCAAGGACGUUCGAAUCACCAUCCGGGGAAUCGUCCAUAUUGGGUUCGGAUUUUGGAGUCUCGAGCAGAAUACACAAAUUGUCGCAGUGGUACGUACGCAAACCAUCAAGUUGCUGCUGGCAGCAUUGCAACAGACUCAGACAAAUAAUAGUGAUUUCAUCUUGUACUGAAAGAAGAAUUUUUGCUCGUCUCUUUGUUGAAUUCACUUCUCGCAAUUGUUUUUAAAAACAGAUCUCGAUAAAUCCAGAAUCGCAAAUGGGAUUCUAAUGUAUGUCAAGCAGACAUUGAGAGGGAGAUUCUUGAACAUUGAUAGCAAAAGCAAGCGUUGGUUCAUCCUGCCUGAUACAGUUGUGUUGGACAAAGUAAAACAAGCUUUAAGAGAUAAGUAUGUUCCGUAUUGGGCAAGAGAUCUUAAAAUCGAAGACAAAGUACACAGCAACAUAUCUCCCAUGAUGGCGACGGUGAACGCCAUGAAUAAAAACAAGGGACCCAACAUGAUGACCGGAAACAUGUUCAACAUGGGAGUCCCAUGGGGGACUUCAAUGCCAGGUUUAGGAAAUUCUAACAUGCUUUAUCCAGCUGCCACAAUGACUGCGCUCAACGCAGCUCGGGCCAACGCGGUCAAUAGAUCAAACUCAGUCAG